GUCGUCGUCGUCGUCGUCUUCGAGUCCGUUCUGCUGUGGACGAGGGACGCUUUGAUCUUCAGAACAUCUAGAGCGGCAUUAGUCAUCGCCGCUGGCACAGUCAUUCACGUGAGCUUUGUGGGUUUGGAUUUUACGCAGCGGCGUGGGAAGGAGCACAGAGCAACUUAGGGUGAGUCGAUAGAAGGGAAGGAACGAUGGCUUCCGCUGCCGGAUCAGCGGAAGGGGCGCCGAUCACCACUUCCGCGGUGUUGAUGUCCGCGUCUAAACAUAUCGCAUCUAGGUGCUCCGUGGAAAACAGAGCGUUUCUGGAUUGCAAGAAGAACGAUCCCAAUCCCGAGAAGUGUUUGCAACAGGGCCAGAACGUUACUCGGUGUGUCAUCUCUCUGUUGGUGGAACUUAAUAGCAAGUGCCCAAAGGCUAUGGAGUCGUACACGAAGUGCAUGGACUACUACAGCAAUGAGUUUGAGCUUUGCCGGAAGGAGCAGCGGGAAUUUGAAGCAAGCUGCCCUCUGUAGGCCAUCUGGUGCAUUCGUAGGUGUCGUCGGAUCUUUCUCUUCGACUGACUCCUUCGGGGAUAUCAUUUAUAUUGAUUCAAAAAACUGGGAGUACUAGGAAUCAAUCUUGCUUUUCAAACUAAGAUGCAGGUGGCCCUUAGUGUUUGGACAUUCGUCCUUAUCAAAUUUGGAAGGUUUAUCUCUGCUUCCACCAUAGGUGACAUCCAAUCAUUUUAUUGGUGGUCAUUAGUUUCAAUAAGAGUGGACUAUUCGUAAGUGCAUAAUAAUGCUGGAAUAUUGUUACCUGAACAAACAUUCUUUGGAUUAUGCUAGCAAUCCUCUCUGCUCCUACUUUCUGUUGCUUUUAGAUGUUUGUGCAAUUCGCGUAUGCAGAUGGACAAAGAAAAUUUGUUCGCGUAGAUCUACAAUAGGACAAUAUCAACAAAGCUCUUUUUCGAUUUCAUCUUGCAAA
Messenger RNA from Physcomitrium patens, 966 nucleotides. RefSeq names its product NADH dehydrogenase [ubiquinone] 1 alpha subcomplex subunit 8-A. Gene Ontology annotation, biological process: mitochondrial electron transport, NADH to ubiquinone. The record is from RefSeq and is a predicted model, not a curated record. Gene Ontology annotation, cellular component: respiratory chain complex I. Lineage: Eukaryota; Viridiplantae; Streptophyta; Bryopsida; Funariales; Funariaceae.